Entamoeba invadens IP1 is the source of this 900-nucleotide messenger RNA. RefSeq lists its product as hypothetical. The record is from RefSeq and is a predicted model, not a curated record. The transcript has a single exon. The coding region runs from base 1 to 900 and encodes 299 amino acids. NCBI's taxonomy places the organism in Eukaryota, Evosea, Mastigamoebida, Endamoebidae.
AUGACAAGGCUUGAUUCUUAUAGUCUUAUGGUCGUUGCUAAGUACUUUAGAACGUGUGAAGACUUUGAAAAUGUCCAAUGUGUUUGUCGGAAGUUCAGAGAGACUACUGAAAAGUUCCAUUUCAAUCCAAUUCCUUUGGCAAAGAAAACCAGAGCAUUAUUUCCUAAACUUGAAACACUUCACUUAUACGAUGCGUCGUCUGAGAAGUUUGAUGAUGAGGACUUCUUCUCCAAAAUCUUUUGGUAUCAGGUUGACUAUCAAACGUACAAAAUAUUUAUGAAAGCAAAUGACUCAAAACCAGUGAAGACAAAAAAUUCCGAACUUUUGUUUAUGAACGUAAAAUACACAACAAAAGAUCAAAAGAAAUUUGGCAUUGAUAUUCCACCAGUGGUAACUUUAUUAGGAGAAGAAUGUUUUAGUUAUUGCGACACUUUGACUUCCGUUGUUCUCUCAAAUAGUGUGAAGUCUAUUGGAAGACAGUGUUUUUUCCAUUGUGUGAAUUUGUUAAAUGCCAAACUACCAGAGAGCGUCAGUUCAAUUGGGUUUGGGGCUUUCAGUUACUGUUACAAACUCUCAGAGAUAACAAUGCCACGUUAUAUGAAAUCAAUUGGUAAUUAUUGUUUUGAUGGGUGUAAAGAGUUGAAAAAAAUAACAAUUCCAAAUGGCGUCGAAGUCAUCCACAAAAAAUGUUUUAACAACUGUAAAAGUCUCAGAGAAAUUAAUAUACCCCAAGGCUUGAAAGAACUUGAAGAAGGAGCUUUUUAUGGAUGUAAAGAAAUUACUAACCUUGGCUUUGUGACGAAAGUAAUAAAAUUUGGAAAGGGCUGCUUCGGGGAGACUAGUGUUUUUAGUUGGGGAAAUCAAAUUCCCAAUACUGCCUUUGUUCGUAUUGAAAUAUAA